Molecule: messenger RNA, 634 nt
Organism: Cladocopium goreaui
Lineage: Eukaryota; Dinophyceae; Suessiales; Symbiodiniaceae
Source: the annotation of a GenBank genome assembly
AUGUUGAAGAAGGCUUGCCUUGGCAUUCGCAUUGACUUGCCGCGACAGCUGGAGGAAAUAGUCCCAUUCUUCAGCAAGCUAGAGGUACGUGAUCUUCCAAGGGUCAGUGCCGCAUGCCAACAUCACGGUGUUCCCAGUUUUGAGAAGUUUUGCGUUAACCAGGCACCUCAACUAGAGGUAUGUCAGCUAGCACAGCCAGCUCCAAUUGCACCUUCACCUUCAGUGGCUUCAGUGCCAGUGGCGCCAGUGGCUGCGCCUGCAGUGCCACGAUUGUGUCCUCCAGUGGCUCCGGAAGGUCCUCCGAGGAAGAAGGCGAAGCUCCCUGGACCAAUCUCUACAAAGGCGAGACUCUCUGGACCAAUCUCUGCAAAGCCGGUCCCUCCCAAGGCAAUGCCACACGUGUCUAAGAACCUGUGCGAGCAGCUGAGAGGGGUGCUGAGGACAGUCUACUUUGGAGACAAGUUUGUGGACUUUACAGGUGGGAUGGAUCUUGGCCUUGGGCCUGCUGCUUUCGCUGCCGGCUACACCGCCACCCCUGAAGAGGCCAAGGCCUCGACAGAGGCGCUUCUGAAGUUGGCAGCUCCCAGUGGCAUCCUGGCGCGUUCCGCCCUGGUUGGCAACGAGGACAUCUUCG